CGCUGCCAGCCUGAGAGCAUCCUUUUCUUUGCUUUCUUAUCAUCCUCACCAAAACACAGCGGGAUGACGGAAAACCAUGAGGAUAUCGUCUCUCUACUCACCGGUCUGCGGUAGAAUAUCGUUACGGGUUACGUUAGCCGCUUGGCUAGCGUAAUGCUACACAACAUGAGGCUGUUCUCCUGAUGAAGAGCACACAAAAAAACCUGUCUGUGGAAACGGAAAGAAUAUAGUUAUUCCUAGCAGGGCGAGCUGGGCUGACCCUCUCGCUUUUAGCAGUGGUGCUCCAGUGAAGAUGAUGCUCAGAUAGAAGUGCUCGCCUGACAACAUCAAGGUGCCUGGGACUGGUUUAAGCCAACCAACUCUGCAAGUCUGACCGGCCUGAUGCCACAAGAAGCGGACAUCUUGACUGAAAUGUCAGCUGACCCUUUACUCUACACUGAUGAAUGUUUGUUGGCAGCUUUAGUUGUGCUCUAUCACUAAUUAAUUGGAGGUUUUAAGUGUUAGUCGUUGGACAUUUUGGACUGGUUUUUAACCUAUCGAUACCACAUGGCUGCGGCAGCACCUUGACUCUGGAAUAGUGACCAACUCAUAUCAUCACAUUCCUAUAUCAGCAGAAAUCGGUGCCUUAGAUUGCUCUAAACUUAUCAUUAGUACUUAUUUGCUAUGUCUAAAGUUAAGUACAUUAAUGAAUAAGCAAUAAUCAAGGUUCAUCUCAUCCCGGGACAUUUUAGUGCUUUUGUCAUGCAGGGAAUCUGUGGAUGCACAAGAUACAAGCUGGCAACUCAGACUUUAGGCGUAGCGGACUGUGUAGCAUGCCUGUCCUGCUCAUUAAUGACCCCAUGACCUCUGCAGAAGUCAGAUAGUCGGUGUGAGCUAACCACAUGUCCUUCUCAGAGAUCUAAUAGCCGCUGUAUUACCCACAUGGCCAUCCAGAUGAGCGCAUGCCUGUAGCCGCGCCAGCGUUGUCGUGGCUGGCCGUCGCCGGACGGUCAUCUUCCUCGGCCAUGACCCGGCUGAUGUUGGGCCGGACUCUGGAGCGCAUCUGUAAAGGUGUCCUGCUGCUCUGCCUGCUCCACUUCCUCAUCAUGAUGAUCCUGUACUUUGAUGUCUACUCGCAGCGCUUUGACCUCUUCAGCCGCUUUAACAACGGCCGCAAUGGAUCCAGGAAUAAUGUCAGCGGAGCAGCAGGGAAUGGACAUCAUUAUUACUAUUACAAUCUUUCCAGGCCCAACGCAACGUUAGCAAGCUAUCUGGCCACAGGAGAGCAGCUGAUGCCAAGUGUGCAGCCCGAGACCAACCAGACACCUUCUCCCAAACCGCUGCCGCCGUGCCCUGAGAACCCACCCGGCCUUGUUGGGCGUUUGUUGAUCGAGUUCAGCUCCCAGAUGACGAUGGAACGAGUGCAGAAAGAAAACCCCAACGUGACGGAGGGCGGCCGCUACACGCCUCCUGACUGUCGGCCUAGAUGGAAGGUGGCCAUCAUCAUCCCGUUCCGUCACAGAGAAAACCACCUAAAGUACUGGCUCCACUACCUCCACCCUAUCCUCAGACGGCAGAGGAUUGACUAUGGCAUCUACAUCAUCAACCAGUUGGGUGAGGACACCUUCAACCGUGCCAAGUUGUUAAAUGUUGGCUACACAGAGGCUUUGAAGGACGCAGAGUACGACUGCUUCAUCUUUAGUGACGUGGACCUGAUCCCAAUGGACGACCGCAACCUGUACCACUGCUACGACCAACCGAGACACUUCGCCAUCGCCAUGGACAAGUUUGGUUUCAGGCUGCCCUACGCAGGCUACUUUGGAGGAGUUUCAGGCCUCAGUAAAAAACAGUUUCUGAAGAUCAACGGUUUCCCAAACGAGUACUGGGGCUGGGGAGGGGAGGACGAUGACAUCUACAACAGGAUCACUCUGAAUGGGAUGAAGGUGUCCAGGCCAGACGUUCGCAUCGGCCGCUACAGAAUGAUUAAACACGAGAGAGACAAACACAACGAGCCCAACCCACAGAGAUUUAAUAAAAUACAGAACACCAAGAACACGAUGAAGAGGGACGGCAUCAGCUCUCUGACCUACAGAGUGGUUCAGGUCAAGAGGUACCCCCUGUAUACAAAUAUCUCUGUGGAGAUUGGCAAACCACCGCCCCGGCCUUUUAAGGGCUAGAGAGGAAGAUGAGGGGGUUGACGCACAUUGACUGGAGGGAAAAACACAAGAAGACGGGAGCUUUUAAGAAGGAAAAUAAAGAGAACAUUUCCAAGAAAAAGUCACAAGCACAUCAUGGUCUUUUUCUCCUUCUUUACCUCUCUCUCUGUUUUUUAAUUUUUUUAUUUCAGCUUGCCAUUCUGUUACCAGAACUCUGGGUUUUUCCCCCUUCAGCUUUUUCAAGCAGCCAAUGGCUUAACAUCUCCUACCUUUUACCAUUCAGUGACUUCAGAAUUAAAGCGUGUGGACCAAAGCAGGAUUAUCAGUUGCUGACCAAAGGUUGGCAUCAAACAUGGAAGCUGAAACUUGGAGUCUCUCCAUUAAUAAUCUUUUGUAAACUGGAGAGGGCAUCUAAUGGCAUAUCGACGGAGGAUAUUAACAGGAACUUUUGUUGGGAGGUUAGAGAUGAAACAAUGACAUCAUUUGAGACUUUGGAAAGCUGUCCUGGCCUUGACUGAAAUGCUGGACAGCAUCGAGUGGGAUUUCUUGGACUAUUUGAACAAGUUCAUAUAACAUAACAUUAACAAGUCUGAUGACAUGCAAUGAUGGUCUAUGGAAUUGUAUCUGAUGGACUGCAUAUCAAAGAAAUCGGCCAACUCUUGCUUAUUUUGAGAAAUGUUGCUAAGAGACAAUUUAAUAUUGACAUUUUUGUCAGGGAGUCAUUUGUUUGGAUCUAAUUACUCAAUCAAAUACUCCGGUAUAAAUUAAUGAAUGUGUAUUGUGCCUGCAUCUACCGCAGAAGAUUCAAAAACAGUGCUGGGACACGCUGAUAAAACAUGUUCGUCAACAGCAACAAACUCCUGAGAACUCUGUUUUUGUUCUCUUUUUAUAAAUAUAAACUAAAACGUUGGAAACAGAAACUGUCGUUGUGGAGUUACGGAGAAGUUUUACCAACAAAAGUAAACAUAUUGGAGAUAUGAAAGGAUUUCUCCUGUGCUGAAUGCAGUGUGAUGGAACUAUCUUGGGAAUGCAUUUGAAAUCAAAUCAAGGAACUGAAGACAACAAUGCAGAUAUAUACUGACAGCUCAGUCAUGAUUGUAACCCCAUGUGGCACAUAUUGGAGAUUAGGUUUCUGGAAACCUUGUUUUUUUUCACUCCACUUGAAGAAAGAUAGAGAUUUAUUUUGGUGAUCUCAGCUUUGAAGGUGCAUUUUUGUCUCUAUAAGAUGCAAAUGGCUUGAGGUACACUAAUAUUCCUUAAGGGACAAACGUGAUGAAGUACAAAUAUGCAUUUUAGAUUAGAAAAUUGGACAUUUACCAUAUUUUCUGAACAUAUAUGGGGUUAAAAAUCAGAAAUGAGCUGUCAGGAUCGAGUCAUGAUUUACAGGAAAAAGCCUUGUGGAUACAAAAGCUCACUCUUGUAACUUUACACUGGCUCCACAGACAAGGCUAGGUGAAAAGUAAUGAAUUUUAGAGGUCAUUCUUUAGCCUACAGCAUAACCUGGGAGUGAGAAGUUUUUUAAAUCACAAUUCAUUAAACCUCUGUUGAAACUGUUA
Messenger RNA from Micropterus dolomieu (smallmouth bass), 3691 nucleotides. RefSeq names its product UDP-Gal:betaGlcNAc beta 1,4- galactosyltransferase, polypeptide 2 (gene b4galt2). The record is from RefSeq and is a predicted model, not a curated record. Gene Ontology annotation, molecular function: glycosyltransferase activity. Gene Ontology annotation, biological process: carbohydrate metabolic process. The coding region runs from base 942 to 2156 and encodes 404 amino acids. The transcript has 9 exons. NCBI's taxonomy places the organism in Eukaryota, Metazoa, Chordata, Actinopteri, Centrarchiformes, Centrarchidae.